This is a messenger RNA of Carya illinoinensis, 572 nucleotides long. RefSeq lists its product as uncharacterized. The coding region runs from base 218 to 424 and encodes 68 amino acids. The transcript has a single exon. The record is from RefSeq and is a predicted model, not a curated record. NCBI's taxonomy places the organism in Eukaryota, Viridiplantae, Streptophyta, Magnoliopsida, Fagales, Juglandaceae.
GAAGAAUAAAGUUUAGUGGUUGAGAAUGUUCCUGCUUUAGGAAAUUCUGUUCCCCCGUCCAAGGUCCCGAAGUAAUAUCAGCAUGGCAUCCAAAGCCCUUUUUACAUGCUUGCCUGAUUCUUCUUCUUCUUCUUCUUCUUCUUCUUCUUCUGCUGCUGUUGCUGCUGUUGUUGGAAAUUGAAGUUCUUUGUUUUGGUGUCGUUUGUUAAGGCUUAGAAUGAACGAUUGGGCUGCUCCCCUCAUAGCUGCGGCUCUGUUUGCAAUUCUGUCACCAGGAACACUCUUUCAAAUGCCUGGCAAGAAUCGGCCCCUUGAUUUCAUGAACAUGAAGACUAGCAUUGCUUCCAUUUUUGUGCACACAGUUCUCUACGGUUUGUUUCUUAUUCUGUUCCUUGUUAUUCUUCACGUUCACCUCUACGUCUAGAAAGCAGUUGGGUUGCUGGCCAAGGACCCCAAAAAAAAAAAAAAAAAAAAAAAGGUUUGAUGCUCUACUUUUUUUAUUUCCUGCUUUUGAUCGAUGUAAGCCUCACGCAACUUGAAAUGAAGAGAUUAUGAAGAUUACUUGGUGUCCA